Messenger RNA from Alternaria postmessia, 819 nucleotides. RefSeq lists its product as uncharacterized. The record is from RefSeq and is a predicted model, not a curated record. The transcript is spliced from 2 exons. Bases 1 to 819 code for a protein of 272 amino acids. NCBI's taxonomy places the organism in Eukaryota, Fungi, Ascomycota, Dothideomycetes, Pleosporales, Pleosporaceae. Gene Ontology annotation, molecular function: protein binding.
AUGGAGCCUGCCACUCAAACACCUGGGGACGUCAAAGUCGUCCCUACUACACCACAUGUCAAAGCGACUCAGACCAUCGAUGCAGAGCAUACGCCGCCGACGCCUUCCAAGCCAAAAACAAAGGAAAUAACACCCAUACUGAAUUACCAAACGACAGAUUUCACAGUCAUCUGCGAGGGCCAGCGAUACGCAACGCACAAAAGCGUUCUCGAAGCCUCAUCACCAUACUUUGCGCGCAUGUUUCGUUUCCACGGCAGCGAGAGCAACGACAAAGAAGUAGAAAUCCCCGACGUCGACGCCAUCACCAUGAAGCAUGUCCUUGACUUUAUGUAUACAUCAACCUACCAGUUUCCCGAAGGCACACCAAUACCAUCUACAGACUACUGCAACCACAGCACCUUCGCUCUCUUACACGGUCCUGAUAAAAGCCCGCAGAUCUUCAAGCGCAAAUGUCCUUGUGCUGGCAAGUCGCUGUCCGCUUCUCAUCUUCUCCUUCACGUGCAUGUCUACACCGUCGCUGACUACUUCGACAUGGAAGAUCUGAAGAUCUAUGCACGACAGGGGGUGGUAGACGUUCUACAUGUGUAUUGGCAGUACAAGGGCUUGGAUCUAGCUGAUGCGUUGGAAGAGGCUUUCACGUCUACGCCGGACGACGACACAGGAAUUAGGGACGUGCUUGUAGAUGCGAUGAAGGAGCAUCCAGGACUGGUAGUUGAUGAGGGUGAUGUGGAGGAUUGGUUGGAGGAGCAUCCUGAGGUGCGUGAGAGGGUCAACUGGGAUGACUACAUGAAACCGCUUAAGCGGGGGGAGAAAACGUAG